AUGCGCACACUCAGCAUUAAGGCUCUGAGCCUGUUGAUCACAUCUGAUCAUAGCUUCGCAUUUGUACACUUGGAACCAGUGCACACCUUCCGAUCUCAACGAUGGCUCUACCAGAUUGCUAUCAAGCCAUCUUUUGCCGGCUACACUAUCUCCGACCUCACCCGGGUUGGUACCCUUGCUGGCUCCUUCGGUGUCUCAGCUGGUGUCUUCGCCGUGUUCUUCUUCGGAGAUAUUCCCCGUCUCAACCGCGAUGUCCUCCAGAAGAUUCCCGGACUCGACAAAUACUACAACAACCCUAUUGCCCCUGAGGACAACCCCUUCUAA
This is a messenger RNA of Penicillium taxi, 324 nucleotides long. RefSeq names its product cytochrome b-c1 complex subunit 10. Gene Ontology annotation, biological process: mitochondrial electron transport, ubiquinol to cytochrome c. The record is from RefSeq and is a predicted model, not a curated record. Bases 1 to 324 code for a protein of 107 amino acids. Lineage: Eukaryota; Fungi; Ascomycota; Eurotiomycetes; Eurotiales; Aspergillaceae. The transcript has 5 exons.